Rosa rugosa (rugosa rose) is the source of this 3855-nucleotide messenger RNA. RefSeq lists its product as uncharacterized. The transcript is spliced from 5 exons. The record is from RefSeq and is a predicted model, not a curated record. NCBI's taxonomy places the organism in Eukaryota, Viridiplantae, Streptophyta, Magnoliopsida, Rosales, Rosaceae. The coding region runs from base 1462 to 3855 and encodes 797 amino acids.
CGCAUCACCGAAUCGAUACUUAGUGUUGUAGACUAAGCAGAGCAAUCACUGGGAAGUUUGGGAGAAAGCACGGGCUUGUGCUAAAGCGUGACUUUAGCUUCGCUGGGUUGCGAGGGCGUUACCCUUGCUUCGCUGGUAGUAACGGUGGCGGUUGCGCUAGCAGUCGGCUCCUGGGGAGACUAGGACUGAAAGUACGGUCGCCGGGUUGAUCUGGUGAUGCUGACAGUCGGCUCUUGGAGAGACUGGGACUGGCGCGCGGUCACCGGGUUUCAACGAGGUUGAAGGUUUGCUCCGGGAAGGCUUUGUAAUCGCUAGGAUUGAUUGAUUUGAGAGAGGUCCUUGUUUCGUCCUUGAAACCUGGUAUAUAUACCUAGGGUUUCGACUGCUCCUUGCCACAGAAGGAUUAUUGGUUGAAGUUUCCUAUUCAAUCCUCGCUACCCGACUCCAAUAAGGUUUCGUUUUCCUUAUGGAUCACGGAAUGGGUGAAGCUGUAACCCAAACCCGAGUAGGCUUAUUUUUGGGCCGCAGGUAUCGGCCCGCUGUGCUGAAUCCACUAAAGGAUCUUGCCAAAAUUACUUUUGGGCUCAAACAUUGCCCCCCAGGCCCCGAUAUCAGGCCCACUAAGAUGUAACUGAUAGAAGGGGGCUAAAACGACAUGUCCGGUGAUCGAAACGAUGUCAUUAAUGAAGGUUGCGUCUAUUCGCUUGGAAAAACGUCUUUUCGUCGCAUCGUUUCCCUCACAAAAUCUUUUAUUUAAAUACCGUAGCCAACUAGAGACCUGUCACAUCAGAAACCCUUCCAGUCUCCUAAACCCAGAAAUCUCUCGCUCCAUACCCGCUUUACAGAAACCCAGAAAUGGCUCCCCCAAAGAAGGUGAUCAUCUAUCAGGAAAAAGAGCUCACUGAGAAUGUCGCUCGCACUUGGGGAGCCAACAUCGGCGGCCGUUGUCGUAUCCAUACCUCCGUCCAGAGGCCUCUGCUUCUCAGACUUCCAAACCAUCACGCCGGACUGGGUCCGGCACCGCGAGAUUCCAUUCCUGCUGACGCUCUCACUCUCUAUAGCCUGCCCAUUCGUUGACCCAAUCAAGUCCUCCGGAGGACCCCUGCGGAUUUCAGCAGUUGGGGUGCGCAGAAUCAUCGAGCAAAAAUAGGGCAUUGGCCGUCCAAAAUUAGCGAAGAUGAGCUUUCCUGGUAUCAUGAAGUAAGAGCACGAGAUUUGGCUCGCUGGAACGUGGCAGGUAUUACCCACACUAUUGAUUUAUGCUUUCGCCUUCCUCGCGGUGGGAAUCGCUCACCACUCGCUGCCUUCCUUUGCUUCUGGCAUACUGCUACCAAUACCUUUGAUUUUCGAUUUGGUCAAAUUAGUAUAACCUUGUUGGAUAUCCUCACCAUUACUGGAUUGCCCAUCGAUGGCGAGCCCUACUUGCAUGGCCAAUUCGAUUCUGACACCUUCACAUCAACCAUGGACCAAACUGGUCGCGGUGCUCAUAGCGGCUCUUACCCGCGGUGGUUGGCUUUCUAUCGCAAAGAGCGCAAUGCGACUGGUGGCAUUGCUUUUCUGGAGUAUUGGCUCUGUAAAUUCAUAUUCUGCACCUCCUCCUGUAAGCCCACUGGUGCUUGGACUCUUCUAGCGACAGCUCUCUACAAUGGCCGCCGCGUAGGAUUAGGACAACCAGUGUUGGGUGCCCUCUACCGUACUUUAUAUCAGGCCACUAUGCAUCCUUUUGAGACCAGCAUUUCUGGCCCUUUUUGGAUCCUUGAUUUCUGGAUUCAAACUUAUUUUUCAUUCUUCCGCCGCGACGACAUUCCACUACUACCACCAACUAAUGCCCUUCUUGGUCACUGGUUUUGUCGCGAUGCGAGGUACAUAUCUCCCCCCUAUUCUGAAUGCUUCUCAUAUUUGUAUCUCCUGCACGAAAUGCCAUACUGCGACUUAAUACUCAGUAGGAGAUACCCCGCUCCUCUUGAAAAUGGGUUUCUUCCCGGGGCUCCUAAUUAUAGUGAUCGCGCGCGCUUGGCCUUUCGCCGCGCGAUCUCUUGUUCAGACAUUAGGCUCGCUGUUGAUGAACUCAGUUAUGAGCUCUAUGCCCCCAACCAUUUUGCCCGCCAGUUUGGUCUUAUUCAGCUGGUGCCUUUUCCCCUCUAUGAUGCCUGGAAUUUCAAUACCUCUUGGCGACGAAUUGGUCCCUCUGAUGGACCUCCGCCAGAGCAAAGCAUGCUCGCACUGGUCGACCUCCCAGACUGGGCUAAUAAUAUCGUCCCCGUGGAUGGGACCGCUGAAGAUUAUGAUCAAUGGUGGAAGGAAGUUUCUGUUAACUGCUGGAGGCAAAGGGACGACGAACUCUUUGCGGCCAUCUUCGAAGAUUUGAGAUAUCCUUACGAUGCUGAUACUGAAGCACUCGCUUGCUUCCAUGAAGAUGAAGAAAGACCUCCACCACCCGAACCGGCUCCGCGACCCGCGCGAGCCCCGCGCUUGGUUCAAGCUGGAAUUGUUAUUCGCGAGCAGCCUCCAGAGGGACGCGCACCACCUUCAGGCAGUCGCGCAGUGGUUGUCUCUCCGGCCACCGGUCUAGCUGCUAAACAAAAAGCAGUACUGAUCAGGCCUGAAGUAGAGGACACUUCCUCUGACGAUGAUAAUCCUCAAACUAUUGCCGCUGCUCUAGCACGCAAACGCAGCCGCGCUGAGCUCAGGACUGAUCCAUGGGCAGAAGAUGAACCAGCCGCUGAUCGACUGGUUCGUCGCAGGCUUUCAAGGCAAGUUGGGGAAGGAUCCUCUGCUGCCGGCGAGGGUGUAUCUGAUACAAAAGCCCAAGAGAUCAAUGGUGACCCUCCCUCUGCGAUCAAUGCGGCAGACCAAAUGCAGUUGGUUGUAAUUCCAGAACCAGUUAUAGUUGACGGUCCGCCUAAGGUUGAAGACAGGAUGUCUCUCCUUCCUACCUUCCGCGAGGAACCCAUUCCCCUUCUGGCAUCGACAGUGCCUGACUUGGAUCCAACCUUUGGUGAGGCUGCCCUAGCGCCAACAGUAGAUUUCCGCGAGCUACCGGUUGAAGAGGGUCCAAACGCGGAAGCAGCAGUAGAAGAAAUAGCAGACCAGGAUCCUUCUGAGCCUGUUCCUAAUGUGGUUGGCCAGGAACCUGCUCCCCAUGCACCCCAAGUCAUCGAAGCUGGGGAACCUGAAGAACUUCAUGAACCAGUGCCUGAAGCUAUACCUGUUGCGGAGCCUCCUGAGGCCCCUGCCGCUGAGCAACCUACUCCAUCCACUUUAGAACGAUUAGCUCACGUGCUCGAAGUGACUCCACCUGGGGUUGUAGAUGACGCCAGAGAAGGUCUUCGUCGUCUCUUGGGUCCCGAUAUAUUGAUUCCUGGCGCGCCCGCGAGAGUUUUGGAGUAUCUGAGGGUGCUUCUUCGCGAGGGCGCUGUCACUGAAGAUCAAUUCCAAGAGGUUGACCAACUGCUGCAAGACCUCCCACAAGGGCUUAACGAGAGGGUAGUCGCUAACGCGCAGGCUAGGCAGACUGAAACACACUACCAAGCUCUUACUCAUCAAACUGACAAUGCUCGUGGUUUUUUGGGUGAUCAAGCUGAUCUCAUCAGGGAUCUGACACUUGAGAGAAACCACCUGAGAUCCCAGAUUCUUUCUUUUCAGGCCCGCUUGAUCGAUGUCACUGCUAGGCUUGCCCACGCGGAGCCUCAACUGGAACAACCCCUCGCUGCCUUCGAGACGCUGUCCCAAGAACUGGCCCAAGCCCGUGUGGCAGCCCAACAAGCUGCUCAAGCUGCUGCGGAUGCUAGCUUUCGACUGGACGAGCUCUUUCUCCGCUUGACCCGAGCAGGCCGGAGACUUUUGGGCCUCUAG